AUGGAAAUAGAAUAUCGUUUAAAACAUCAUUCAAUUAUAACAACUAUUUUAAUUCAUCAAAUUUAUCAUAGUACCAAUAAAUCUGUAACUACAUUUCGACAAGCGAUUGUGAUUGAUAAUAAUUAUCUUGAUCUAGAGUUAUUUAUUUACUCAUGUUCAACUAGGUCAACACCAAUACAUGAAGCUUUUUAUUGUGGAUUAAUUAUUGGUGAAUUACGCACAAAUAUAAUUGAACAAGAAUAUCCUAAACAAAUAAUAAAUAUAAAUGAAAAACAUGAUUUUGAAAAUGAAUUAUUGUUUUCACUAUUAACAACUAUUGUUAAUAACUUGAGUGAAUUCAUAAUUACAAUAAAUAUUAUUGAUGAAUGUCAAUUAACAUCAGAUUGA
Rotaria sp. Silwood2 is the source of this 387-nucleotide messenger RNA. Lineage: Eukaryota; Metazoa; Rotifera; Eurotatoria; Philodinida; Philodinidae. The record is from the annotation of a GenBank genome assembly.